CUCAUAUAUAAUACCGCAAAAACCGAAGUGGCAAAAUCGAGCAUCUUUCUCUGUCAAUCUAAUUACGCCUUAAUAGGAGUAAAAGAAAAAGAUGCCCACAAUUUGCGUACUCCGAUGUUUGCGGUAGGCCCCCAGAUGAGUGGAGAUGUCACAGAUAAGAAAGAAAAUAGAUGACUACUUAUAUUCAAAGCCGGUCACACUGAAAACGUCACUUUCAUCUGUCAAUCAAUAGUUGAACUGAAAGUCCCUGAGUCCGUAAUGUUAUGUUUUAGUUUUUAUUAUUCUGCUUUUAUUCAGUUUGCCGUUAGUUCGCUAAUGUGGACCCGUAUAUUUCACGCUUGUAUUGUAUCAUAUCCGUGACUAUCUUCACAAUAAUAGUAUUGUGAUAAUCUGAUCUUCGGGAUGGAGAUGGUAUGGGUGAAGGAGGAGCCCCCGUGGGAGGUUCCGGCGGAGCCCGAGGGCUCCUCGGGACACGCAAAGCUUCCAGCCCAACAUGAUGAUGUUGCAGCGGCUCCACCAUCAGAGUGCGAGAUAAUGCAGGUCAAGCAGGAGCCUGUAUGGGAAGAUGGCACCAGCGAACUCAGCGAGACUGAGGGUGGAGUGCAGCCACAUGACGAGGUGGUUAAGGAAUACGUUCCAGUCAAGGUUGAAGUGGAGUGCGUGAAGCUGGAGCCCGCGGGGGACGGGGAGGGCGGGAGCGGGACAGCAAGCGAGUGCGAGAGUGAGACCGCGCAGAAGAAACAAACGCCGCAAGAAUCUGGACAGCCACAACCGUCCAAUCACGUCAAAGUAAGCCGCGGGCCCAACUCGUGCGAGAUCUGCGGCAAGGAGUUCAAGCAAUCCUACAACAUCAAGGCUCACAUGAGAAUACACAGCGGUGACAAACCCUACGCCUGCGACAUGUGCGACAAACGCUUCAUGACGCCCCGUGACCUGAAGACACACGAACGAACGCACACUGGGGAAAAACCCUACAUGUGUAGGAUCUGUAAAAAAGUGUUCUCACAAUUGGGCAAUUUAAAGACACACGAGCGGACACACUCGGGUGAUAAACCACACUCCUGUAAAAUAUGCAACAAAGAAUUCGCGGAAACGAGCAGUUUAAAGAAACACGAGCGUAUUCACACUGGUGAAAAACCGUAUUCGUGCGAAAUAUGUAGAAAAGAGUUCCGGUUAUCGAGUAUGUUAAAUAAACAUAAAAGAGUUCACAUGGAAGAAAAACCAUACGCAUGUGGAUUUUGCAGCAAGCAAUUUGUGCUACAGGGAGAUCUACAAAUACAUGUACGUAUACACACGGGUGAGAGACCCUAUGUGUGCGGAAUAUGCGAAAAGGAGUUCACACGACCGAACACUUUAAAGCGACAUGAACGAAUUCACACCGGAGAAAAACUAUACUGCUGCGAAGUUUGUAAGAAAGAGUUCACUAAUUCCAGUGAUUUUAAAAAGCAUCAGCGAAUACAUACUGGUGAAAAGCCCUACUCAUGUGAAAUCUGUAAAAAAGAGUUUACGGGAUCAAGCAGUUAUUACAGGCAUCAACUAGUUCACACAGGGGAGAAGCCAUAUUCGUGCGACAUUUGCCAUAAGGAGUUCAGGCAAUCGAGCAGCCUGAGGGAUCAUUUACGAAUCCAUACUGGUGAAAGGCCUUACGUGUGUACAAUAUGUGAUAAAGACUUUAGGGAAUCGUGCGGUUUAAGAAGGCAUGAACGGACUCACAUGAGGUAACACUGUUGGAGUGUGAGUAAAUGCGGUUUGAACGCCGCAUCGUUGCCAACAUAGCCUGUCUAACCUAACCUAACUAUCUGUUUACGAUUGUGAGUCUUAAUAUUUGAUUUAAAAAAUUGAAUAAAAGAUA
Cydia pomonella (codling moth) is the source of this 1852-nucleotide messenger RNA. RefSeq names its product zinc finger protein 664-like. The record is from RefSeq and is a predicted model, not a curated record. Gene Ontology annotation, cellular component: nucleus. The transcript is spliced from 4 exons. The coding region runs from base 403 to 1722 and encodes 439 amino acids. Lineage: Eukaryota; Metazoa; Arthropoda; Insecta; Lepidoptera; Tortricidae. Gene Ontology annotation, biological process: central nervous system development; regulation of transcription by RNA polymerase II. Gene Ontology annotation, molecular function: DNA-binding transcription factor activity, RNA polymerase II-specific; RNA polymerase II cis-regulatory region sequence-specific DNA binding.